Molecule: messenger RNA, 5746 nt
Organism: Gigantopelta aegis
Lineage: Eukaryota; Metazoa; Mollusca; Gastropoda; Neomphalida; Peltospiridae
Product: vacuolar protein sorting-associated protein VTA1 homolog
Exons: 7
Coding region: 9-920 (303 amino acids)
Biological process (GO): late endosome to vacuole transport via multivesicular body sorting pathway
Cellular component (GO): multivesicular body
Source: RefSeq, a predicted model, not a curated record
ACGUCAAAAUGGCUGCUUCUAAUCUCCCUGCACUUCCUGCAAAUCUGAAAGCUAUUCAGCAUUACAUGAAAACAGCUAUUGAACAUGAAAAACGGGAUCCAGUGAUUGCAUACUAUUGUAGAGCAUAUGCCAUGCAGCGUGGAAUGCAAAUUGACAAGAAGUCGCCAGAAUGUAGACAAUACCUUAUGACACUAAUGGACUUCUUGGAGAAGGUCAAAUCUUCCUUGCAAGAUGAAGCGAUUCACAACGAGUUGGUGGGGCAGGCACAUGUUGAAAAUUAUGCUCUCAAAGUAUUCUUGUUCGCAGACAAUGAAGACAGAGCUGGUAGAUUCAACAAGAAUGUUGUGAAGUCAUUUUACACAGCUGGAAUGUUGUUUGAUGUUUUGACAUACUUCGGAGAGUUAUCAGAAGAUAUUGAAAAUAACAGAAAAUAUGCCAAAUGGAAAGCAGCCUACAUACACAAAUGUUUGAAGAAUGGCGAAACCCCAAUUCCUGGUCCUUUACCUGAUGGAGAAACAAGUGAUGAAGGAAUUGGAUUUGAUGGACUGAAUGACACUGGUCUUUCUGCAAAUGUUCCAUCAUCACAGUUCCCGAAUGAUACGAACACUUUGAACCCUCCACCAGCAGGAACCCAUGCUCCCCCUACCACCCCCCAAGACACCCCUGUUCCGUACAGAGCUGUUCCCCAGCAACCGGUCCAGCCUCCUCAACAACCCGCACAACCGCCAGUACCCGUUGUUGCCUCAACCAGCUGGAUUCCACCUCCCAAUCCAACUGGCGUUUCGCUGACACCGCAGGAAUACCAGAAAGCCAUGAAGUUCUGUAAGCAUGCCAGCAGCGCCCUGCAGUAUGAAGACUCCCAGACUGCAAUCACUAACCUUCAGAAAGCUUUACAACUGCUAACAACUGGAAAAGUCUGAUGGUUCAUCUCGCGUGAAGUAAUCAAAACCUCAUUUCGAGUGACUUUGUGUGUUUCUUGUUUUGAAAUGUCUUCACACACUAGCAUUCUGAAACUGUAGCACUAUGAAUCAUCUUAAUUUUAAUCAGUUAGAUUUUUCAUACUGACCUGGGCCUCGUUUCACGAAACGGUCUUAACACUGCUGUUGUCUAAACACUGUUGUUGUCGUAUAUUAACCUGCAAUCAUAACUGUAACUUUUUUCAUAAGAUCACCAGCCUAUUACACCACAUAGCAUAACUUACUGUCAUAAAUUAUGGUGAACCAUUUUAAUGGAUCUGAGGCAGGAGUAAGCCAUUAAUUAAUGUAGAUGAUGAUUUAAUGAUUUUCUAAGAAGGAUACAAACUCGUUUGUGUUAAAAUGAAUCUAAUAUACACACAAGACGUUUUAUUAAACUCAGCGUUUGACGAAAAACAUUUUAGGCAAUACAACCUUCACACGAGAUCAGUCCUGUAUUAUUCAUGGCUUCAAAAAUUAACUGAAGUUACAUUGUGGAUGUCCGGUACGAACGGAUACAUAUGAGAUGUUCUGAAUAAUUUGUAACUGACAUAUUAUUUAAUCUCUUUGCACAGAAGAUUUGAAUCAUUAGAUGGGCACGUACAGCUUCAGUAAGGUAUUCUUUGUGGAAUGGCUGUAAAGCUUACAUAUACCAUCUGUAAAACUCACCUUAAGUCAACCUUAACUAUGAUUCUUUCGUGGAACAGGGCACAGAAUGUGUGGGUUUUUUUAUGCAUCAAAAUAUUUCUUAUUAAAUAGCCCAGAUUUGGCAAAUCUAGUGCAAAGCCAUUUGGGGACAAACCUUUUCAGAUAUUUUGCUUUUAAAGCAUAGAUUGGUAUAGUUGUUUCAUAACUUGAAGAAUCUGGUUAGUGGUAAACAUGUUCUUUGAAUGGGGUGUGUCUGUUGGCAGGGUUUCUAGAAUUUUUAUAAAAUCCACUAGCCAUGGGAUCAGUGAUUUAAAAAAUGUACUAGCACUACUUUAGUUUAAGUGAAUACAAUUUUACUAAAUAAUAGUAAUAAUCAGAUUUGUCACAUAAAGACAGAGAUAGAGCUUAAAACACUGAGAUUUGGGGUUGGGGUGUGGACAGAAUAUUCAUAAUUUACAAAAUAAGACAACUGCAACAUUUGGCAAAAGAAAAAUUCUCUAGCCGUUGGGCGUGGCAUUAUUAGUUAUUUACUAGCUCAAUAUUGAAUAUCACUAGCCAUGGGAGUGGGGUUACCAUAAUCUAGAAGCCCUGCUGUUGGGGAUGUGCACCCCUGCCCCAGUGUUUAAUAGAUGAAUAUAAUUAAUAUAUUUCUUUUUAGUCAAGAAGAUAUAAUAUCUCAGUUGGAUGUUAUUUUGUUUUAUUUUGGGUAUAAAUCUGUACCUUUGCCUGUUAGUUGUAUACACCUGGGAAAAAGUUACAUGACCCCUGCUAUUUUGACCAAGAGGUUUGAAAACCUGUACACUGGACCCAAAUGGCAUAGAAACUAUUUGCUGUACCUUGUUUUCCAGGUGUUUAGAUACCUGCUAGUUAAUAUGAAUGAUAAUGAAUUGUCUCAGAAGACAAAAAAUUCGUCCUAGUUGAAAAUGUUUGUUUGGUAAUAUAAAAUGCAUAGAAACGCAGCUACCCUACCCUCUUUAUUUUAGACCCAUUUAGCUCAGUACGAACACAGUGCUCCUCAUUGAUCAUACCACAGGCUGUUGUGUAGCCUGUCCAGUCAGUGGAAAGGUGUACUGUAUAUAAAAUACCCCUUGGCAGUGUUGCAGCUAACUGGUGCUAACCAUGUGUCCCAAUUAUCUCUUUUACUACAGAUAGCUACAGAUGAAACAUAUGCUGGGGUGUCUCUAAAACAUUCUUUUUUUCAUCCACUCAGCAAAAAUAAAUGUUUCCAACAUUCUGUGGCAUAUUCAAGAGGCUGAGCACUUGUGAACAAGUUAACUGGUACCAAACGUGUUCUAUCAUAUCACAUUCAUCUAAUGUCAGGUGCCAAAAACCAGCCUGGUGAGCAAUUGUGAGUGCUUGCCCUCCUGGACAAGCCAUUGGCCAAUAUUGGCAGGUUACUGUUUAAAAGAUCGUGUCCAUCCUUUUUAUCCAAUGUUAUGAUGUGGUAAUCGGAUAACUGAUUAACGACAAGAAGAAAAUGUCUUAGUUGGAAUAUUUAUUUGUUAUUUAUAAUUUGAAGAACUGCUAUUGAUAAAUGAACAGACUAAUCUGACUUGGCUGGAGCCUGUUACAUAUUAAAUACAUUUUAUUGUUUAGAAUACCAGUGUCUGUGUAUCCAGUGUUUUUCUGGUUAUCCUCAUGUCUGUAGCAGCUCAAAUUUCAUUCCAGUUACUGGGAGGUAAAUAAUGAUUAUGGGCAGUAUGGUUCAAAGAUAAAGAGUGAAAACUGGCAUCAUUUUUAUAACAUGUGAUAUUCGAAUGUUCUUACAUCAACUGCAUUCAGUAUGUAUUAUAGAUUCAUAGCUUUGUUCAGUUUUGAUUAAUCUCAGUUUGAAAUAUUGUGAUACAUAAUGUCUUUUGUGAAGUUGUUAACCUUUUCAUUUGACUUGUAAUCAUGUCAUCCCUUGUAUGUAUAAAUGUUCUUGAGCUCCUCCUUGUACAGAGUUGUGACCAAAUACACUAGAAUUUUUGACACUUUGACACAUUUUCAAUUAGUCUGUCUUGGACUGUCUUUUAGGAAACAGUUUGUGACAAUUAAUAGUAUUCUUUUGGUUAGACAAACAAAGAUAAAACCUACAUCAAAAUAUAGCAGUGAUCUGCAUUCAGCUAAGUCAUUUUGCCAAAGUAUCUUUCGGACUCUUGUUUUGUAGGAAAGCAAUUUGUGAUAACCAGUUCUAUUAUUACUAUUACGAAAGCAGUUUGUGACAAUUAAUUGUAUUCUUUUAUUUAGACACGCAAAGAUAAAACCUACAUUAAAAUAUAGCAGAUGAUCUGCAUUCAGCUACGUCAUUUUGCCAAAGUAUCUGUUGGACUCUGUUUUGUAGGAAAGCACUUUGUGAUGACCAGUUCUAUUAUUUUGGUUCUAAUGAAUAAUAGAUGAAACCUUUAUCAAAAUAUAACAGAUAAUUUGAAUUAAACAUUAAUUACAGAAUCAUUCUAUCAGUUGUAUCAAAACAUCAGAAUAUGUUUUGUAAAUUAGUGUCUUGGUUUAACUGACUAUGUGACCUUUAUUUGCAUUGUUUUUCUGUCAUCACUGUUAUACUUGGACUGUUACUUAUAUAUAUUUUUAUUGUGACCCAAUAAUAACUGCUUUCUAACUAACAGUUUGGUCAACGUUGAUUUGUGUAUAUUUUGACAUCAGAACAGUAUAGUGUUGUCGAUUUACCACGUCUCUCAAUGAGUGGGACAUUGACUCCCUCUUGUGUUAUCAGAAUUACAAAGUUUCAAGUGUAUCUGAACUUCUAAAUAUUUAUCUCAACAACAACAAAAUGUCCGUUAGAACUAUGUUAUUCUUAAGUCUUGGUAUAUUUUUGUUGUAUUUUUUUAAUGUGAUCAAGUCAGGUCAUAGGGUUUUAUGUGCACAUUCAGAGCAAGCUAUUGUAGCGCACGCCUGUCCUGGGCACAAGAGCCGAUCGAAAGAGAAAGAUCAGGAGCGAAUAUAGGUUUUGAAUUUAGUGAGUCAAGUGUAGCUCGUUAAUUAGACCUAUAGAUUUGAUGCUGGGGUUUCUUUCCUAGGUUUCCCGUAGGGCCCUUAGAAAGGGCCUGACCGCUUCUGGUUGUGACAUGACAACCCAUUUAAUGAGAUGCAGUUUAAAGCUAUUUAUAGUUAUUCUCAAGGCAUGAACUUAACGAUGACACCCAACGGUAAUUGCCAUAGCUGCAGUGUGAAUUGUCAUAGGUCAGGUGUAAUUUGUUUUUGCUAUAUAAAAAUUAAAGUGGAUAAUAUUUGCUUUUCAAGUUAUAUUUAUUUGUUGCAAAAGUUACUUGUUUAAAAUUGCUGCAGGCAUGCUUGAAAUCACUGGGCAUUUUUUCCCAUGACAAGGUAAAAAUUCAUAAUUUCGAGCCCUGGUUACUGAUAUAUAUAUAUAUUUUUGUCAGUCUUUUUGUUUCAGUUCGUUUCUCAUUAUUAAGUAUUUGUGAAGAACAACAUAUCAUUGUUGGUAAUUAGCCUUGUACGAUACACCCCAUAUUGUUUGUUUGUAUUAAUACAUGUAUGUCAUGGAAGCAUAAAUUUGUUUCUAUUAUUGAUUAUAUGCUUGCAUACAUGAUGAUAUAGCCAUGGUUUUCUUUUGAAGCUGGUAUAUUAUUGUUCUGAUUCAUGUAAAAUCUCAAGUUCUGUUAGAAAUAAGAGCUAUGAGGUUUUAGCUUAUGUACAUUUUCUUCUUUGUGGUACUGAAUGAAGUCUUUGUUACUGACACAAAGCUGUAAUUAUAAUUUAUAUACUUGUACAAAUAUUCCUUAGUUAAAAAAAAAUCAGGCAUGAUAUUCUGUCUCUUCUCAACAUUAAAAUUUCCAAAUGUUUGACAUCCAAUUGCUGAUGAUUAAUAAAUCAAUGUACUCUAGUAGUAUUGUUAAACAAAACCAACUGUGCAACAUUAUUGAUACAGCUAGUGACUUUGUUUUGGAUCCUGAUCAUCAUUUUUAACGUGUAGUAAACGAAAUUCACCAUGUGAUGAAAAUAAUAAUAAACCUGGCAGUAUUUACUUCGUCAGAUAUCACAUGUAUAAGACUGGUUAAAUACUUUUCUUACACACCCGUUGGGGAGAACACCAUGCAUUAUUUUUGAUAACACAUGGUUGUUUACACACGUACGUAUGUUAACAAUUUCAAAACAUAUGGCUGGCUGCUCCUAGGUGAUGACCAGGU